Molecule: messenger RNA, 22695 nt
Organism: Melozone crissalis (California towhee)
Lineage: Eukaryota; Metazoa; Chordata; Aves; Passeriformes; Passerellidae
Product: protein AHNAK2-like
Exons: 8
Coding region: 1-22593 (7530 amino acids)
Biological process (GO): regulation of RNA splicing
Cellular component (GO): cytoplasm; costamere; nucleus
Molecular function (GO): protein binding
Source: RefSeq, a predicted model, not a curated record
AUGUCACCGGUGCGGGCAGGGAGAUGGCACCUGGGCAAGCAGGGGGGUGUCACCUGUGCAGGCACGGAGCAGCCUCUCCACAGCAGCCUCUCCCCGAGCAGCCUCUCCACAGCCGCCCGCAGGCCGCCAGGGGCGGGCCGAGGUGUGCGGGGCGGGCGGCGGGGCCGGCACCGCCCGGGGACAGCCAAGCCCUCCCUCGGUGCCUCCCUGCCCGUGGAGGAGGCUCAGCGCAUCCCCCGUGACCGCUGUCAGUCUGUCCGCCCUCGCUCCGCUCCCACCGGGCCUCGCUCGCAGCCGCAUCCCCCGGGCUACAGCCCCGGAGGAGGCCGGGGUUCAAACUGGGAUGUGAAAAAGAAAAGCUCUGGUGCUUUAUCCGAGGGCAAGAGGCUGGAUUUGGGAGCCAUGCCCAGACGCAGAGCCAAAGAAACUUUAUUGGCAACUGCCUGUCCUGGACGGCAGCUGAGACCGGCCGAGGCCCCGGGAGAUGCUGAUGCCGAUGCAGAUGCAGAUGCAGAGGAGGAAGAUUCUGUUACUGAAGUGGCAGUAGAAGACAUUCGUCCAAGGCCACAAGGAUCCUCUCCAGUUUAUGAGUAUCCCGAAGAAGAAGACUAUUUAAAGCUUCAAGAAGAAAACAAAAAACUUUCUACAGAUAAAUCAAAGCAGAGUCAUCCACAGGAGACAAUGGAAGUGACCCUGAAAACAGAAGUGGAAGCUGGAGCUAGUGGUUUUAGUGUAAAAGGUGGAGGAAAUGAAGGAAUAUUUAUUAAAAAAGUACUUAAGGAAUCUCCUGCUUCAAAAAUAUUUAGUCUUAAAGAAGGUGAUCAGCUUCUAAGUGCUACAAUAUUUUUUGAUAAUAUCAAAUAUGAAGAUGCACUCAAGAUUCUCCAAUAUUCCGAGCCUUACAGAGUCCAAUUCAGCCUCAAAAGAAAAAUUUCCGUGCACGAAGAUCUGGAACACUCUUCAGCCCAGCACAAAAAGGAAAGGAUAGGCCAGGAAAAUGAGCUCAGUGAGAGUAUUCCUGAAGAAACACUGCAAGUUUCAGGAAAAUCCAUUUCAGAAGAAGACAGGGAAACAUUAAUUGUAAGCCAAAGAGUAGGAAGAAGUAAGAGACCUAAAAAAGAUCGAUUAUCAUGGCCAAAAUUUCAAUCAAUCAAAAAUAAAAAGAUAUUAAGGCACAGAAGAUCUCAUAGUACAUCAGAUGCAUAUGAGCCUGCUUUGCAGGAUAUUUCUCCUACAAGCACGGACACAGAGUCUCAAUUUCCACAAGAGGUCCAUACCAAAGAGAAAAAAGGAGGCCAAAGGAAGCUGAAGUUCCCUAGCAUUGGAUUCAGAAUGCACAGGUCCAAACCAGAACCACAAGAGAGGCAAAAAAAAGAAAUAAAAACGACACUGAUCUCCGAAAGAAGCCUGGAAAAUCCCGAAAUUUUAACUGUUGAAUAUACCACAUCUCCUGCUUAUGAAAUGAAGACAGGGGAGGGACAUGAAACUUUAACAAAAGACUUAAAAGAAAUUAAAAAUGGCAUUCCAUCUCAUGUAAAACAAUGCCCUGAAGUUGAAAUAAGCAUUAAAAAAGACAAGGAAGCAUCAUCAAAAUUUAAUGUACCUGAAGUGCCAGACAUAACAACAGAGAUACCAAAGCCUAGUUUAGAAACUGCUGAUCUGAAAGUGAGCCCAACUAAAAAAUCACCACAAGCCUCAUCAAAAUCCCGACAAAAGAAACAGAAGGGAACAGCAGAUAAAAAAGAUGGAGAAAGUGGAAUUAACAUAGACUUGAUGGGUCACAGUACUAAAGGAACUGUACAGGUAAAAGGCCUUGAAGUUGGCUCUGCUAAAGUAGAAUUACAGACAUCUGAAACACUGGAAACAGGAGAAAAACAAGCAGAAGAAGACACACAAAUACUAAAUAUUCAGAAAAUAAAUUAUGGAAUUUCAGUGCUCAAAAGAAAAGAGACAGAGACUGACACUACCAAACAGGGAAGUGACGUUCCACAGUCAGUACCAGAAAAAACGGCUGAUAUGACUUCAGAGGACAGCAAGAAUUUCAAUGUGAAAACUGCUUUGCCAGAUGCACAAUCAGACGUAUCUACUUGGAAAAUACAAAUGCCAUCAUUCAAAGUGGCCAAAGCACCUAAAACAGACAUGAAAAUAACAAGAGAAGAAAGCAAAGAGGACACAGAAGAUAGCAUAAAAAAGGAAAGUAUGGAGGAAGAUGCCAUGCCCGCAAAUGACAAAUCCUUAAACAUAGAAAUUGAAAUGAAGAGAGGAGAAAAAGAUAUAGAGGGGAAAGAAAGCAAAUUCAGACUGCCAAAGUUAAAAUUCCCUACAUUUACCUGGUCAAAUACCAAGGAAGAAACACCCCAACUCGAAGCACAGAUAACUGACAGGGAAGUAAAUGUGCAAACCCUGGAAAAUGUAGGAGGACUUCGAGUAAGUGGACCACCAGAAAAAAUUAGGUUACCAAGUGUUCAAACAGAAAUAGGAAUGUUCACAGGAAAAAACGAUGAACACAAUAUAGUAAGAAAACCUGAAGGCGAGUUGCCAAGUCCGAAAAAACCAACUAUAGAAUCUUCCCAAAUGGAAAUAAAACCGGAAGAUACAAAAGGAGAAGUACAGAUUUCAAAACCAAGUAUUGAAAUACAUAAGUGGGAAUUAGAUAAAAAAUCAAAAUCUGAAAUUUCAGAAAUCACACCAUCUAAAACCAAAGCACCAAAGGUGGACAUCAGUCUGCCCUCCAUCAACGUCACUCUUCCGCAAGCCAGCGUUGACCUGCAGGCGCCUGAGGCCAGCCUUAGUCUUGAAGGAGAAGCCAAAGUCCCAGAGAAGGAGGUCACCAAGACCAAGGACGGCAAGUUCAAGAUGCCCAAGUUCGGCAUGCCUUCCUUUGGCUGGUCCGGCAGCAGAGAGGCCAAGGGCACCGUGUCUGCCGAGGUGGACAUCAGCCUCCCGGAGCCUCAGGUGACGGUGCCUUCCGGAACCGUCGAAGUGGAGGUGACCCUGCCCGCGGCCGAUAUCCAAGCGCCCGGUGUGGAGGUGACCGUGGAGACGGGCUCGGUAGCAGCAGAGGGUGAGAAAGGCCGAUUCAAGAUGCCCGACGUCAAGAUGCCCAGCGUCAAGCUGCCCAAAGUCAAAGCUCCCCAGGCGCAGGUCAGCCUGCCCAAGGCCGAGGUCUCGCUGCCCAAAGGCCUGGAGGGCGAAGUCGCCCUGCAGGGCCCCGAGGCCGAAGCCAGCCUGGAGGUGGCCGCUGGCAAAGCGGAGGGCGGCGGCAUGAAAAUACACAUGCCCAAAGUCAAGGUGCCCAGCGUGGUCUUCUCCAAGCCCACCAUCAAGUCUCCCAAACUGGAGGCAGACGUCAGCCUCCCGCAGGCAGAGCUCAAGGCCACCGACAUCACUGUCACGGCCCCCGAUGUCAAGCUGCCCUCCGUUGAAGGCUCCCUCGAGCUCCAGGCGCCCGACGUAGAUGUCAAAGCUCCCUCCGCCAAGGGCAAGCUGGAGCUGGAAGGCACGGGCCUGAAAGGCAAGCUCAAGAUGCCCAAAUUUGACAAGCCCAAAUUCACAGUCUCCUCCCCCAAGGCCGAGGUGCCCACAGCCGAGGUCAGCCUGCCCAGCGCUGAGGUUGAGCUGCCAUCGGCCACCGUGACGGCCUCAGCCGAGGGCACUGGCGUGAAGCUGGAGAAGCCCUCCCUCAAGAUGCCCAAAGCUGACAUCAAAGCUCCCAAGGUGGACGUCACUCUGCCCUCCGUCGAUGUCACUCUUCCGCAAGCCAGCGUUGACCUGCAGGCGCCUGAGGCCAGCCUUAGUCUUGAAGGAGAAGCCAAAGUCCCAGAGAAGGAGGUCACCAAGACCAAGGACGGCAAGUUCAAGAUGCCCAAGUUCGGCAUGCCUUCCUUUGGCUGGUCCGGCAGCAGAGAGGCCAAGGGCACCGUGUCUGCCGAGGUGGACGUCAGCCUCCCGGAGCCUCAGGUGACGGUGCCUUCCGGAACCGCCGAAGUGGAGGUGACCCUGCCCGCGGCCGAUAUCCAAGCGCCCGGUGUGGAGGUGACCGUGGAGACGGGCACGGUAGCAGCAGAGGGUGAGAAAGGCCGAUUCAAGAUGCCCGACGUCAAGAUGCCCAGCGUCAAGCUGCCCAAAGUCAAAGCUCCCCAGGCACAGGUCAGCCUGCCCAAGGCCGAGGUCUCGCUGCCCCCCAAAGGCCUGGAGGGCGAAGUCGCCCUGCAGGGCCCCGAGGCCGAAGCCAGCCUGGAGGUGGCCGCUGGCAAAGCGGAGGGCGGCGGCAUGAAAAUACACAUGCCCAAAGUCAAGGUGCCCAGCGUGGUCUUCUCCAAGCCCACCAUCAAGUCUCCCAAACUGGAGGCAGACGUCAGCCUCCCGCAGGCAGAGCUCAAGGCCACCGACAUCACUGUCACGGCCCCCGAUGUCAAGCUGCCCUCCGUUGAAGGCUCCCUCGAGCUCCAGGCGCCCGACGUAGAUGUCAAAGCUCCCUCCGCCGAGGGCAAGCUGGAGCUGGAAGGCACGGGCCUGAAAGGCAAGCUCAAGAUGCCCAAAUUUGACAAGCCCAAAUUCACAGUCUCCUCCCCCAAGGCCGAGGUGCCCACAGCCGAGGUCAGCCUGCCCAGCGCUGAGGUUGAGCUGCCAUCGGCCACCGUGACGGCCUCAGCCGAGGGCACUGGCGUGAAGCUGGAGAAGCCCUCCCUCAAGAUGCCCAAAGCUAACAUCAAAGCUCCCAAGGUGGACGUCACUCUGCCCUCCGUCGAUGUCACUCUUCCACAAGCCAGCGUCGACCUGCAGGCGCCUGAGGCCAGCCUUAGUCUUGAAGGAGAAGCCAAAGUCCCAGAGAAGGAGGUCACCAAGACCAAGGACGGCAAGUUCAAGAUGCCCAAGUUCGGCAUGCCUUCCUUUGGCUGGUCCGGCAGCAGAGAGGCCAAGGGCACUGUGGCCGCCGAGGUGGACGUCAGCCUCCCGGAGCCUCAGGUGACGGUGCCUUCCGGAACCGCCGAAGUGGAGGUGACCCUGCCCGCGGCCGAUAUCCAAGCGCCUGGUGUGGAGGUCACCGUGGAGACGGGCAGGGUAGCAGCCGAGGGUGAGAAAGGCCGAUUCAAGAUGCCCGACGUCAAGAUGCCCAGCGUCAAGCUGCCCAAAGUAAAAGCUCCCCAGGCACAGGUCAGCCUGCCCAAGGCCGAGGUCUCGCUGCCCAAAGGCCUGGAGGGCGAAGUCGCCCUGCAGGGCCCCGAGGCCGAAGCCAGCCUGGAGGUGGCUGCUGGCAAAGCGGAGGGCAGCGGCAUGAAAAUACACAUGCCCAAAGUCAAGGUGCCCAGCGUGGUCUUCUCCAAGCCCACCAUCAAGUCUCCCAAACUGGAGGCAGACGUCAGCCUCCCGCAGGCAGAGCUCAAGGCCACCGACAUCACUGUCACGGCCCCCGAUGUCAAGCUGCCCUCCGUUGAAGGCUCCCUCGAGCUCCAGGCGCCCGACGUAGAUGUCAAAGCUCCCUCCGCCGAGGGCAAGCUGGAGCUGGAAGGCACGGGCCUGAAAGGCAAGCUCAAGAUGCCCAAAUUUGACAAGCCCAAAUUCACAGUCUCCUCCCCCAAGGCCGAGGUGCCCACAGCCGAGGUCAGCCUGCCCAGCGCUGAGGUUGAGCUGCCAUCGGCCACCGUGACGGCCUCAGCCGAGGGCACUGGCGUGAAGCUGGAGAAGCCCUCCCUCAAGAUGCCCAAAGCUGACAUCAAAGCUCCCAAGGUGGACGUCACUCUGCCCUCCGUCGAUGUCACUCUUCCGCAAGCCAGCGUUGACCUGCAGGCGCCUGAGGCCAGCCUUAGUCUUGAAGGAGAAGCCAAAGUCCCAGAGAAGGAGGUCACCAAGACCAAGGACGGCAAGUUCAAGAUGCCCAAGUUCGGCAUGCCUUCCUUUGGCUGGUCCAGCAGCAGAGAGGCCAAGGGCACCGUGUCUGCCGAGGUGGACGUCAGCCUCCCGGAGCCUCAGGUGACGGUGCCUUCCGGAACCGCCGAAGUGGAGGUGACCCUGCCCGCGGCCGAUAUCCAAGCGCCCGGUGUGGAGGUGACCAUGGAGACGGGCACGGUAGCAGCCGAGGGUGAGAAAGGCCGAUUCAAGAUGCCCGACGUCAAGAUGCCCAGCGUCAAGCUGCCCAAAGUCAAAGCUCCCCAGGCACAGGUCAGCCUGCCCAAGGCCGAGGUCUCGCUGCCCCCCAAAGGCCUGGAGGGCGAAGUCGCCCUGCAGGGCCCCGAGGCCGAAGCCAGCCUGGAGGUGGCCGCUGGCAAAGCGGAGGGCGGCGGCAUGAAAAUACACAUGCCCAAAGUCAAGGUGCCCAGCGUGGUCUUCUCCAAGCCCACCAUCAAGUCUCCCAAACUGGAGGCAGACGUCAGCCUCCUGCAGGCAGAGCUCAAGGCCACCGACAUCACUGUCACGGCCCCCGAUGUCAAGCUGCCCUCCGUUGAAGGCUCCCUUGAGCUCCAGGCGCCCGACGUAGAUGUCAAAGCUCCCUCCGCCGAGGGCAAGCUGGAGCUGGAAGGCACGGGCCUGAAAGGCAAGCUCAAGAUGCCCAAAUUUGACAAGCCCAAAUUCACAGUCUCCUCCCCCAAGGCCGAGGUGCCCACAGCCGAGGUCAGCCUGCCCAGCGCUGAGGUUGAGCUGCCAUCGGCCACCGUGACGGCCUCAGCCGAGGGCACUGGCGUGAAGCUGGAGAAGCCCUCCCUCAAGAUGCCCAAAGCUGACAUCAAAGCUCCCAAGGUGGACGUCACUCUGCCCUCCGUCGAUGUCACUCUUCCGCAAGCCAGCGUCGACCUGCAGGCGCCUGAGGCCAGCCUUAGUCUUGAAGGAGAAGCCAAAGUCCCAGAGAAGGAGGUCACCAAGACCAAGGACGGCAAGUUCAAGAUGCCCAAGUUCGGCAUGCCUUCCUUUGGCUGGUCCAGCAGCAGAGAGGCCAAGGGCACCGUGUCUGCCGAGGUGGACGUCAGCCUCCCGGAGCCUCAGGUGACGGUGCCUUCCGGAACCGCCGAAGUGGAGGUGACCCUGCCCGCGGCCGAUAUCCAAGCGCCCGGUGUGGAGGUGACCGUGGAGACGGGCACGGUAGCAGCAGAGGGUGAGAAAGGCCGAUUCAAGAUGCCCGACGUCAAGAUGCCCAGCGUCAAGCUGCCCAAAGUCAAAGCUCCCCAGGCACAGGUCAGCCUGCCCAAGGCCGAGGUCUCGCUGCCCAAAGGCCUGGAGGGCGAAGUCGCCCUGCAGGGCCCCGAGGCCGAAGCCAGCCUGGAGGUGGCCGCUGGCAAAGCGGAGGGCGGCGGCAUGAAAAUACACAUGCCCAAAGUCAAGGUGCCCAGCGUGGUCUUCUCCAAGCCCACCAUCAAGUCUCCCAAACUGGAGGCAGACGUCAGCCUCCCGCAGGCAGAGCUCAAGGCCACCGACAUCACUGUCACGGCCCCCGAUGUCAAGCUGCCCUCCGUUGAAGGCUCCCUUGAGCUCCAGGCGCCCGACGUAGAUGUCAAAGCUCCCUCCGCCGAGGGCAAGCUGGAGCUGGAAGGCACGGGCCUGAAAGGCAAGCUCAAGAUGCCCAAAUUUGACAAGCCCAAAUUCACAGUCUCCUCCCCCAAGGCCGAGGUGCCCACAGCCGAGGUCAGCCUGCCCAGCGCUGAGGUUGAGCUGCCAUCGGCCACAGUGACGGCCUCAGCCGAGGGCACUGGCGUGAAAUUGGAGAAGCAUUCCCUCAAGAUGCCCAAAGCUGACAUCAAAGCUCCCAAGGUGGACGUCACUCUGCCCUCCGUCGAUGUCACUCUUCCGCAAGCCAGCGUUGACCUGCAGGCGCCUGAGGCCAGCCUUAGUCUUGAAGGAGAAGCCAAAGUCCCAGAGAAGGAGGUCACCAAGACCAAGGACGGCAAGUUCAAGAUGCCCAAGUUCGGCAUGCCUUCCUUUGGCUGGUCCGGCAGCAGAGAGGCCAAGGGCACUGUAGCCGCCGAGGUGGACGUCAGCCUCCCGGAGCCUCAGGUGACGGUGCCUUCCGGAACCGCCGAAGUGGAGGUGACCCUGCCCGCGGCCGAUAUCCAAGCGCCCGGUGUGGAGGUGACCGUGGAGACGGGCACGGUAGCAGCCGAGGGUGAGAAAGACCGAUUCAAGAUGCCCGACGUCAAGAUGCCCAGCGUCAAGCUGCCCAAAGUCAAAGCUCCCCAGGCACAGGUCAGCCUGCCCAAGGCCGAGGUCUCGCUGCCCAAAGGCCUGGAGGGCGAAGUCGCCCUGCAGGGCCCCGAGGCCGAAGCCAGCCUGGAGGUGGCCGCUGGCAAAGCGGAGGGCGGCGGCAUGAAAAUACACAUGCCCAAAGUCAAGGUGCCCAGCGUGGUCUUCUCCAAGCCCACCAUCAAGUCUCCCAAACUGGAGGCAGACGUCAGCCUCCCGCAGGCAGAGCUCAAGGCCACCGACAUCACUGUCACGGCCCCCGAUGUCAAGCUGCCCUCCGUUGAAGGCUCCCUCGAGCUCCAGGCGCCCGACGUAGAUGUCAAAGCUCCCUCCGCCGAGGGCAAGCUGGAGCUGGAAGGCACGGGCCUGAAAGGCAAGCUCAAGAUGCCCAAAUUUGACAAGCCCAAAUUCACAGUCUCCUCCCCCAAGGCCGAGGUGCCCACAGCCGAGGUCAGCCUGCCCAGCGCUGAGGUUGAGCUGCCAUCGGCCACCGUGACGGCCUCAGCCGAGGGCACUGGCGUGAAGCUGGAGAAGCCCUCCCUCAAGAUGCCCAAAGCUGACAUCAAAGCUCCCAAGGUGGACGUCACUCUGCCCUCCGUCGAUGUCACUCUUCCGCAAGCCAGCGUUGACCUGCAGGCGCCUGAGGCCAGCCUUAGUCUUGAAGGAGAAGCCAAAGUCCCAGAGAAGGAGGUCACCAAGACCAAGGACGGCAAGUUCAAGAUGCCCAAGUUCGGCAUGCCUUCCUUUGGCUGGUCCGGCAGCAGAGAGGCCAAGGGCACCGUGUCUGCCGAGGUGGACGUCAGCCUCCCGGAGCCUCAGGUGACGGUGCCUUCCGGAACCGCCGAAGUGGAGGUGACCCUGCCCGCGGCCGAUAUCCAAGCGCCCGGUGUGGAGGUGACCGUGGAGACGGGCACGGUAGCAGCCGAGGGUGAGAAAGGCCGAUUCAAGAUGCCCGACGUCAAGAUGCCCAGCGUCAAGCUGCCCAAAGUCAAAGCUCCCCAGGCACAGGUCAGCCUGCCCAAGGCCGAGGUCUCGCUGCCCCCCAAAGGCCUGGAGGGCGAAGUCGCCCUGCAGGGCCCCGAGGCCGAAGCCAGCCUGGAGGUGGCCGCUGGCAAAGCGGAGGGCGGCGGCAUGAAAAUACACAUGCCCAAAGUCAAGGUGCCCAGCAUGGUCUUCUCCAAGCCCACCAUCAAGUCUCCCAAACUGGAGGCAGACGUCAGCCUCCCGCAGGCAGAGCUCAAGGCCACCGACAUCACUGUCACAGUCCCCGAUGUCAAGCUGCCCUCCGUUGAAGGCUCCCUCGAGCUCCAGGCGCCCCACGUAGAUGUCAAAGCUCCCUCCGCCGAGGGCAAGCUGGAGCUGGAAGGCACGGGCCUGAAAGGCAAGCUCAAGAUGCCCAAAUUUGACAAGCCCAAAUUCACAGUCUCCUCCCCCAAGGCCGAGGUGCCCACAGCCGAGGUCAGCCUGCCCAGCGCUGAGGUUGAGCUGCCAUCGGCCACCGUGACGGCCUCAGCCGAGGGCACUGGCGUGAAAUUGGAGAAGCAUUCCCUCAAGAUGCCCAAAGCUGACAUCAAAGCUCCCAAGGUGGACGUCACUCUGCCCUCCGUCGAUGUCACUCUUCCGCAAGCCAGCGUUGACCUGCAGGCGCCUGAGGCCAGCCUUAGUCUUGAAGGAGAAGCCAAAGUCCCAGAGAAGGAGGUCACCAAGACCAAGGACGGCAAGUUCAAGAUGCCCAAGUUCGGCAUGCCUUCCUUUGGCUGGUCCGGCAGCAAAGAGGCCAAGGGCACUGUGGCCGACGAGGUGGACGUCAGCCUCCCGGAGCCUCAGGUGACGGUGCCUUCCGGAACCGCCGAAGUGGAGGUGACCCUGCCCGCGGCCGAUAUCCAAGCGCCCGGUGUGGAGGUGACCGUGGAGACGGGCACGGUAGCAGCAGAGGGUGAGAAAGGCCGAUUCAAGAUGCCCGACGUCAAGAUGCCCAGCGUCAAGCUGCCCAAAGUCAAAGCUCCCCAGGCGCAGGUCAGCCUGCCCAAGGCCGAGGUCUCGCUGCCCAAAGGCCUGGAGGGCGAAGUCGCCCUGCAGGGCCCCGAGGCCGAAGCCAGCCUGGAGGUGGCCGCUGGCAAAGCGGAGGGCGGCGGCAUGAAAAUACACAUGCCCAAAGUCAAGGUGCCCAGCGUGGUCUUCUCCAAGCCCACCAUCAAGUCUCCCAAACUGGAGGCAGACGUCAGCCUCCCGCAGGCAGAGCUCAAGGCCACCGACAUCACUGUCACGGCCCCCGAUGUCAAGCUGCCCUCCGUUGAAGGCUCCCUCGAGCUCCAGGCGCCCGACGUAGAUGUCAAAGCUCCCUCCGCCAAGGGCAAGCUGGAGCUGGAAGGCACGGGCCUGAAAGGCAAGCUCAAGAUGCCCAAAUUUGACAAGCCCAAAUUCACAGUCUCCUCCCCCAAGGCUGAGGUGCCCACAGCCGAGGUCAGCCUGCCCAGCGCUGAGGUUGAGCUGCCAUCGGCCACCGUGACGGCCUCAGCCGAGGGCACUGGCGUGAAGCUGGAGAAGCCCUCCCUCAAGAUGCCCAAAGCUGACAUCAAAGCUCCCAAGGUGGACGUCACUCUGCCCUCCGUCGAUGUCACUCUUCCGCAAGCCAGCGUCGACCUGCAGGCGCCUGAGGCCAGCCUUAGUCUUGAAGGAGAAGCCAAAGUCCCAGAGAAGGAGGUCACCAAGACCAAGGACGGCAAGUUCAAGAUGCCCAAGUUCGGCAUGCCUUCCUUUGGCUGGUCCAGCAGCAGAGAGGCCAAGGGCACCGUGUCUGCCGAGGUGGACGUCAGCCUCCCGGAGCCUCAGGUGACGGUGCCUUCCGGAACCGCCGAAGUGGAGGUGACCCUGCCCGCGGCCGAUAUCCAAGCGCCCGGUGUGGAGGUGACCGUGGAGAUGGGCACGGUAGCAGCCGAGGGUGAGAAAGGCCGAUUCAAGAUGCCCGACGUCAAGAUGCCUAGCGUCAAGCUGCCCAAAGUCAAAGCUCCCCAGGCACAGGUCAGCCUGCCCAAGGCCGAGGUCUCACUGCCCAAAGGCCUGGAGGGCGAAGUCGCCCUGCAGGGCCCCGAGGCCGAAGCCAGCCUGGAGGUGGCCGCUGGCAAAGCGGAGGGCGGCGGCAUGAAAAUACACAUGCCCAAAGUCAAGGUGCCCAGCGUGGUCUUCUCCAAGCCCACCAUCAAGUCUCCCAAACUGGAGGCAGACGUCAGCCUCCCGCAGGCAGAGCUCAAGGCCACCGACAUCACUGUCACGGCCCCCGAUGUCAAGCUGCCCUCCGUUGAAGGCUCCCUUGAGCUCCAGGCGCCCGACGUAGAUGUCAAAGCUCCCUCCGCCGAGGGCAAGCUGGAGCUGGAAGGCACGGGCCUGAAAGGCAAGCUCAAGAUGCCCAAAUUUGACAAGCCCAAAUUCACAGUCUCCUCCCCCAAGGCCGAGGUGCCCACAGCCGAGGUCAGCCUGCCCAGCGCUGAGGUUGAGCUGCCAUCGGCCACCGUGACGGCCUCAGCCGAGGGCACUGGCGUGAAGCUGGAGAAGCCCUCCCUCAAGAUGCCCAAAGCUGACAUCAAAGCUCCCAAGGUGGACGUCACUCUGCCCUCCGUCGAUGUCACUCUUCCGCAAGCCAGCGUUGACCUGCAGGCGCCUGAGGCCAGCCUUAGUCUUGAAGGAGAAGCCAAAGUCCCAGAGAAGGAGGUCACCAAGACCAAGGACGGCAAGUUCAAGAUGCCCAAGUUCGGCAUGCCUUCCUUUGGCUGGUCCAGCAGCAGAGAGGCCAAGGGCACCGUGUCUGCCGAGGUGGACGUCAGCCUCCCGGAGCCUCAGGUGACGGUGCCUUCCGGAACCGCCGAAGUGGAGGUGACCCUGCCCGCGGCCGAUAUCCAAGCGCCCGGUGUGGAGGUGACCGUGGAGACGGGCACGGUAGCAGCCGAGGGUGAGAAAGGCCGAUUCAAGAUGCCCGACGUCAAGAUGCCUAGCGUCAAGCUGCCCAAAGUCAAAGCUCCCCAGGCACAGGUCAGCCUGCCCAAGGCCGAGGUCUCGCUGCCCAAAGGCCUGGAGGGCGAAGUCGCCCUGCAGGGCCCCGAGGCCGAAGCCAGCCUGGAGGUGGCCGCUGGCAAAGCAGAGGGCGGCGGCAUGAAAAUACACAUGCCCAAAGUCAAGGUGCCCAGCGUGGUCUUCUCCAAGCCCACCAUCAAGUCUCCCAAACUGGAGGCAGACGUCAGCCUCCCGCAGGCAGAGCUCAAGGCCACCGACAUCACUGUCACGGCCCCCGAUGUCAAGCUGCCCUCCGUUGAAGGCUCCCUUGAGCUCCAGGCGCCCGACGUAGAUGUCAAAGCUCCCUCCGCCGAGGGCAAGCUGGAGCUGGAAGGCACGGGCCUGAAAGGCAAGCUCAAGAUGCCCAAAUUUGACAAGCCCAAAUUCACAGUCUCCUCCCCCAAGGCCGAGGUGCCCACAGCCGAGGUCAGCCUGCCCAGCGCUGAGGUUGAGCUGCCAUCGGCCACCGUGACGGCCUCAGCCGAGGGCACUGGCGUGAAGCUGGAGAAGCCCUCCCUCAAGAUGCCCAAAGCUGACAUCAAAGCUCCCAAGGUGGACGUCACUCUGCCCUCCGUCGAUGUCACUCUUCCGCAAGCCAGCGUUGACCUGCAGGCGCCUGAGGCCAGCCUUAGUCUUGAAGGAGAAGCCAAAGUCCCAGAGAAGGAGGUCACCAAGACCAAGGACGGCAAGUUCAAGAUGCCCAAGUUCGGCAUGCCUUCCUUUGGCUGGUCCAGCAGCAGAGAGGCCAAGGGCACCGUGUCUGCCGAGGUGGACGUCAGCCUCCCGGAGCCUCAGGUGACGGUGCCUUCCGGAACCGCCGAAGUGGAGGUGACCCUGCCCGCGGCCGAUAUCCAAGCGCCCGGUGUGGAGGUGACCGUGGAGACGGGCACGGUAGCAGCAGAGGGUGAGAAAGGCCGAUUCAAGAUGCCCGACGUCAAGAUGCCCAGCGUCAAGCUGCCCAAAGUCAAAGCUCCCCAGGCACAGGUCAGCCUGCCCAAGGCCGAGGUCUCGCUGCCCAAAGGCCUGGAGGGCGAAGUCGCCCUGCAGGGCCCCGAGGCCGAAGCCAGCCUGGAGGUGGCCGCUGGCAAAGCGGAGGGCGGCGGCAUGAAAAUACACAUGCCCAAAGUCAAGGUGCCCAGCGUGGUCUUCUCCAAGCCCACCAUCAAGUCUCCCAAACUGGAGGCAGACGUCAGCCUCCCGCAGGCAGAGCUCAAGGCCACCGACAUCACUGUCACGGCCCCCGAUGUCAAGCUGCCCUCCGUUGAAGGCUCCCUCGAGCUCCAGGCGCCCGACGUAGAUGUCAAAGCUCCCUCCGCCGAGGGCAAGCUGGAGCUGGAAGGCACGGGCCUGAAAGGCAAGCUCAAGAUGCCCAAAUUUGACAAGCCCAAAUUCACAGUCUCCUCCCCCAAGGCCGAGGUGCCCACAGCCGAGGUCAGCCUGCCCAGCGCUGAGGUUGAGCUGCCAUCGGCCACCGUGACGGCCUCAGCCGAGGGCACUGGCGUGAAGCUGGAGAAGCCCUCCCUCAAGAUGCCCAAAGCUGACAUCAAAGCUCCCAAGGUGGACGUCACUCUGCCCUCCGUCGAUGUCACUCUUCCGCAAGCCAGCGUCGACCUGCAGGCGCCUGAGGCCAGCCUUAGUCUUGAAGGAGAAGCCAAAGUCCCAGAGAAGGAGGUCACCAAGACCAAGGACGGCAAGUUCAAGAUGCCCAAGUUCGGCAUGCCUUCCUUUGGCUGGUCCAGCAGCAGAGAGGCCAAGGGCACCGUGUCUGCCGAGGUGGACGUCAGCCUCCCGGAGCCUCAGGUGACGGUGCCUUCCGGAACCGCCGAAGUGGAGGUGACCCUGCCCGCGGCCGAUAUCCAAGCGCCCGGUGUGGAGGUGACCGUGGAGACGGGCACGGUAGCAGCCGAGGGUGAGAAAGGCCGAUUCAAGAUGCCCGACGUCAAGAUGCCUAGCGUCAAGCUGCCCAAAGUCAAAGCUCCCCAGGCACAGGUCAGCCUGCCCAAGGCCGAGGUCUCGCUGCCCAAAGGCCUGGAGGGCGAAGUCGCCCUGCAGGGCCCCGAGGCCGAAGCCAGCCUGGAGGUGGCCGCUGGCAAAGCGGAGGGCGGCGGCAUGAAAAUACACAUGCCCAAAGUCAAGGUGCCCAGCGUGGUCUUCUCCAAGCCCACCAUCAAGUCUCCCAAACUGGAGGCAGACGUCAGCCUCCCGCAGGCAGAGCUCAAGGCCACCGACAUCACUGUCACGGCCCCCGAUGUCAAGCUGCCCUCCGUUGAAGGCUCCCUUGAGCUCCAGGCGCCCGACGUAGAUGUCAAAGCUCCCUCCGCCGAGGGCAAGCUGGAGCUGGAAGGCACGGGCCUGAAAGGCAAGCUCAAGAUGCCCAAAUUUGACAAGCCCAAAUUCACAGUCUCCUCCCCCAAGGCCGAGGUGCCCACAGCCGAGGUCAGCCUGCCCAGCGCUGAGGUUGAGCUGCCAUCGGCCACCGUGACGGCCUCAGCCGAGGGCACUGGCGUGAAGCUGGAGAAGCCCUCCCUCAAGAUGCCCAAAGCUGACAUCAAAGCUCCCAAGGUGGACGUCACUCUGCCCUCCGUCGAUGUCACUCUUCCGCAAGCCAGCGUUGACCUGCAGGCGCCUGAGGCCAGCCUUAGUCUUGAAGGAGAAGCCAAAGUCCCAGAGAAGGAGGUCACCAAGACCAAGGACGGCAAGUUCAAGAUGCCCAAGUUCGGCAUGCCUUCCUUUGGCUGGUCCAGCAGCAGAGAGGCCAAGGGCACCGUGUCUGCCGAGGUGGACGUCAGCCUCCCGGAGCCUCAGGUGACGGUGCCUUCCGGAACCGCCGAAGUGGAGGUGACCCUGCCCGCGGCCGAUAUCCAAGCGCCCGGUGUGGAGGUGACCGUGGAGACGGGCACGGUAGCAGCAGAGGGUGAGAAAGGCCGAUUCAAGAUGCCCGACGUCAAGAUGCCCAGCGUCAAGCUGCCCAAAGUCAAAGCUCCCCAGGCACAGGUCAGCCUGCCCAAGGCCGAGGUCUCGCUGCCCAAAGGCCUGGAGGGCGAAGUCGCCCUGCAGGGCCCCGAGGCCGAAGCCAGCCUGGAGGUGGCCGCUGGCAAAGCGGAGGGCGGCGGCAUGAAAAUACACAUGCCCAAAGUCAAGGUGCCCAGCGUGGUCUUCUCCAAGCCCACCAUCAAGUCUCCCAAACUGGAGGCAGACGUCAGCCUCCCGCAGGCAGAGCUCAAGGCCACCGACAUCACUGUCACGGCCCCCGAUGUCAAGCUGCCCUCCGUUGAAGGCUCCCUCGAGCUCCAGGCGCCCGACGUAGAUGUCAAAGCUCCCUCCGCCGAGGGCAAGCUGGAGCUGGAAGGCACGGGCCUGAAAGGCAAGCUCAAGAUGCCCAAAUUUGACAAGCCCAAAUUCACAGUCUCCUCCCCCAAGGCCGAGGUGCCCACAGCCGAGGUCAGCCUGCCCAGCGCUGAGGUUGAGCUGCCAUCGGCCACCGUGACGGCCUCAGCCGAGGGCACUGGCGUGAAGCUGGAGAAGCCCUCCCUCAAGAUGCCCAAAGCUGACAUCAAAGCUCCCAAGGUGGACGUCACUCUGCCCUCCGUCGAUGUCACUCUUCCGCAAGCCAGCGUCGACCUGCAGGCGCCUGAGGCCAGCCUUAGUCUUGAAGGAGAAGCCAAAGUCCCAGAGAAGGAGGUCACCAAGACCAAGGACGGCAAGUUCAAGAUGCCCAAGUUCGGCAUGCCUUCCUUUGGCUGGUCCGGCAGCAGAGAGGCCAAGGGCACCGUGUCUGCCGAGGUGGACGUCAGCCUCCCGGAGCCUCAGGUGACGGUGCCUUCCGGAACCGCCGAAGUGGAGGUGACCCUGCCCGCGGCCGAUAUCCAAGCGCCCGGUGUGGAGGUGACCGUGGAGACGGGCACGGUAGCAGCCGAGGGUGAGAAAGGCCGAUUCAAGAUGCCCGACGUCAAGAUGCCCAGCGUCAAGCUGCCCAAAGUCAAAGCUCCCCAGGCACAGGUCAGCCUGCCCAAGGCCGAGGUCUCGCUGCCCAAAGGCCUGGAGGGCGAAGUCGCCCUGCAGGGCCCCGAGGCCGAAGCCAGCCUGGAGGUGGCCGCUGGCAAAGCGGAGGGCGGCGGCAUGAAAAUACACAUGCCCAAAGUCAAGGUGCCCAGCGUGGUCUUCUCCAAGCCCACCAUCAAGUCUCCCAAACUGGAGGCAGACGUCAGCCUCCCGCAGGCAGAGCUCAAGGCCACCGACAUCACUGUCACGGCCCCCGAUGUCAAGCUGCCCUCCGUUGAAGGCUCCCUUGAGCUCCAGGCGCCCGACGUAGAUGUCAAAGCUCCCUCCGCCGAGGGCAAGCUGGAGCUGGAAGGCACGGGCCUGAAAGGCAAGCUCAAGAUGCCCAAAUUUGACAAGCCCAAAUUCACAGUCUCCUCCCCCAAGGCCGAGGUGCCCACAGCCGAGGUCAGCCUGCCCAGCGCUGAGGUUGAGCUGCCAUCGGCCACCGUGACGGCCUCAGCCGAGGGCACUGGCGUGAAGCUGGAGAAGCCCUCCCUCAAGAUGCCCAAAGCUGACAUCAAAGCUCCCAAGGUGGACGUCACUCUGCCCUCCGUCGAUGUCACUCUUCCGCAAGCCAGCGUCGACCUGCAGGCGCCUGAGGCCAGCCUUAGUCUUGAAGGAGAAGCCAAAGUCCCAGAGAAGGAGGUCACCAAGACCAAGGACGGCAAGUUCAAGAUGCCCAAGUUUGGCAUGCCUUCCUUUGGCUGGUCCAGCAGCAGAGAGGCCAAGGGCACCGUGGCCGCCGAGGUGGACGUCAGCCUCCCAGAGUCUCAAAUGACAUUGUCCUCGGGACCUGCCAUCCUGGAUGUAACAUUUUCUGAGUCUGAGAUCCAAGCACCAAGCUUUGAUGUUGCUGUAGAUUCUUCUUCUUGUAAAGAGGAGGAAGCUGGUAAAUCUAAAUCUUCUCUGUUUAAAAUGCCUAAAAUUUCUCUUUCUAAAAGUUUCAAACCUCAUGCACAAAGCCAAUCUGGAUAUGAUGUUUCUGUUUCUGAAACUCUUUGUUAUCCUUCAACUGAGGAAGCGUCUUCUGUUCCUUCUGAGAGUGUCGAACCUAAACGUUUUUCUGAUAUUAAGGGGGUUAGUGCAUCUAAAAGUACUAAAUUCAAUGUUCCUAGCAUUGGUUUCUCUAAAUCUGAAGUGACUUCAUCUAAAAUUGAUCUGGAGUCCUCAUUACAAAGGGGGGAUAUUACUCUUACUAAAUACCAAAUUAAUUUAACCGAAUCGGAAUCAAAAAUAGCACCUCUUGCUGAUGAAAAUCUUUCAGAUUUUGAAAUUUUAAAUGAAGAUGGUUCUGAGGAGCAAGGAGUUUUAAAGCUAGAGGGCAAAACCACAUCUGCUGAAAUAUCUUUGGUUGACACAGAGGUCACAAUUAAAAUUCCUAAAUUCCGAAAACCAAAAUUCAGAAUUCGAUCUAAGGGAAAAGCAUCUGAAAGUGACAUUGGUUCCAUCGUGGAAACUGAACUUUCCAAGGGAAGGAUAACAUCUGAUAUGACCGGUCCUGAUAUUGAAAAACCAGCUCAAAUAUCUGAUGCCCAUCUUGGUGUAAAGUUGCAUAAGCCUUCACUUGAAGUUGUUCUGGAUGCACCAACAAUGGAUCCAAAUCUCUCACCCAUGGAGGUUUCCUUGCCGAACUUAGAAGCAGAGAUCCAUGGCCCAGAUUUAGAGUGCAAGGCAGAACAGGAAGUAGUUACAGGAGAAAAGAGCACUGAGGAGAAAGAAAACAAAUUUAAAUCAUCAAAAUUCAAACUGCCUUCAUUUAGGUGGUCCCCAAAGAAAGAAGCUAUUGCUCCUUCUCAUGUUGAGGAACAUGUGGAAGGACCCACUUUGUCUGGAGACAUGGGAUCUGAAUUAGCUUUUCCUACUCCUGAGAAUCAAUACCUUCAUGAAGAAUUUGAUACAACAGAAAAAGAUGGUGAAAAGGCCAAAACCAAGAAGUCCCAAUUUACCAUGCCAAAGAUCUCAUUCCCUAAAAUUAAGGGUCAGAAAGUACAGGUCUCUCUGCCUGUAGUGGAAACUGAUGUUUCUGGACCCAAACAAGAAAAAGAAGGUGUUUCUGUUCAGAAAUCUGAGAAAGGAAGUAGUGGAGAAGUUGCAGGACUGGGAAUAAAAGUGCCUAAAGUUACAGUCCCAACUUCAGAAUUUUCUAAACCAGAAGCCAAAACUCCCAAAAUAGAGAUGGAUAUUAGCAUCCCGACAGGUGAGGUCAAAGUUCCUACCUGUGAAGGAGAUGAUCUGACACUGAAAUCAGCUGCUGCCAGUGCCAGCCUCCCCACCUCAGAGAUUAAGAUGACACCUGAAGGUUCGCUUGAGGUGAAGAGUCCUGACAUAAGUAUUGAAAGAACAUCAAGUGAAAUUGCUGUAGGUGAUGUAGAGAUAAAAGCUGAAGGUUCUGAAGGGAAACCAAAAUUGUCUAAAUUCCAAAUGCCAAAGGUAGGAAUUACACUUUCUAAAGGGAAAGGGUCAGAAAAGGAUGUUGGUCAAUCCAAAUCAGAAGUCAAGGUUCCCCAACUAAAAGCAACAGUAGAAAUAUCUGACAUUGCUGUUGAAGGACCAGACUUGAAGGUAGAAUGUGGCACAGAAACAAGGACUUACAGUCCUGAAGCCAAAAUUACCAAAACUGACAGUAAGACAUCAGAGGCUGAUGUUCACCUCCCAUCAGCUGACAUUCCUAUUCCAAAAACAGACAGUGAUAUUCAGGAUUCAGAUGCAGCAGUAAAGAUCAAGGGGGAAAUAAAGCAAGAUGGAGAUGGAGAAGAGAAAGAAGGACAUUUCAAAAUGCCCAAAUUCAAACUUCCAUCCUUCAGUUGGUCACCAAAGAAGGAAGCAAGUGUUAAAUCUGAUUCUGAAGCAAAUUUGGAAGACCAAAAGCUUGCUGUCAUGUCAAGCAGAAUAGACACAGAAGUGAAAGAAUCUGCAACUGAUGAUCAAGGUAGUGGGCCAGACCUUGAUCUGGAAAUAUCUGCAGGAAAAGUUGAACAAAAAAGUCCAGUUAAAAAGCCUCAAUUUGUCAUGCCUAAAAUUUCACUCUCCAAGAUCAAGGUUCCAAAAUCUCAAAAAGUUGAAGCUGAUGCUACUCUUCCUAAAAGAGAAAUAGAGGGUGAUGAUUCUGUUAAGAUACCUGAUAUAGAAAAAUGUCAUCCUGAAGGGACUGAUGAAGGGGCACAAAUCAAUAUAAAACUGGCUGACACUACGGUCCACACUCUGGAGUUUUCCAGAGUAGAAACUGAGGCCUAUAAAACUGAAAUAACAGUCAGCUCAGCAAAGAUUGAUGCUUCUUUAACUCCCUCAGAGGGGAGUUUUCAACAGGUUGACUUAAAAAUAAGUUCUACCAAUGAAUGUAACAUUCAAAAAACAGGUACUAAGCUCCCCAAAGGAGAAGCUUCAGUUGAUUUGAAGAGCCCUGAUAUAUUAACUGAAAGCUCAUCAGUUGUGGAUGGAAGAAAAGUGAAGCUGGAAGGUCCUGAAGGGAAGAUUAAAAUCCCCAAAUUCCAGAAGGGAAAGUUUGGAAUCUCCCGAACAAAAGGGAAAGUCCCAGAGACAGAGAUCAGCUCUCCAAAAAUAGAAGCUGAGCUGCCCCAACUAAGAACAACAAACGAAAUUGCUGACAUUGCUGUGGGAGUUCCAGCAUCAGAACUUAUAUCUGAUAUGUCAGAUCCUGGAGUAGUUGAUGGUAAGAUAAAAACACCCCAAGCUCUGACAGGUGGCAUUGAAGAUGCAAAAGUAGCCAUAAGCACCAAACCAAAGACAGAGGGAGUUAGUGAGAGUCUUGAGGAGAAGGAAAUCAAAUUAAAAGAACAUGAAAUAAAAGCUGAAGAAGUUCAGACUGAAGAACAUCAAGGAUGGUUUAAAAUGCCCAAAUUCAGAAUACCUGGAUUUGGCAGGUCAUCCUUAAAGGAAAAGAGAAGUGAUGCCGAUAUUGAAAGAAGUAUGGAAAAAGCUCAGGCAACUAUUCCCUCCGUUAAAGUACAAACUGAAACAAGUGCUCCUGAAAAUACCUUCUCAUUACCACAUGCAGUUGCUGAAAUUACUAUUGGAAAAGAAGGGAUUCAAAAAUUAGAAGAUUCUGUGAAGAGUUCUAAUAUUAGCUUGCCAAAGAUUGAAGGUGAUAUUUCGUUAUCCACAGAAAGAACAGACAGUAGAGUGAGUAUUCCAAAACCUGAAACUUACGCAGAUGUAGUUAAGCACAGUGCUGAAGGACAUACUUCAGAAAUCACAGUGUCUGCAGCAGAAUUGUCUAAAUCAUCUAAAUCAUACCCAAGCACUUCAGAAACUGACAAAGACAAGAGUUCAACACAUAGGUUUCCUUCGUGUACUCUGACAUUUCCAGAGCAUAAAGGCAAAUCACAGGAUAUAAAUGUCCCAAAGGUAGAAAGUUCCAUGAAGUUAGAGACAUCAGGGGUAGGAUGCAAGCCGUCAUCAGCUGAAAUUACUCUGGAUGCAACACAGAAGAGAAUAGAUGUUAAUCUUCCAAAGGAAGAGCUAGAUAUUCAAAACAAAAAGGCAGCAAUUAAAAAAGGAAAGAUAAAGGGGGAGGUGAAAAUCACAGGAAAAGACGGUGAAGAAAGUCAAUUAAAAAGGACUACGUGUGAAUGGUCUACAGGAAAAGGAUCAGAAGAUGGUACUUAUGUUACUGCUAAGAUGGAAGACCUAAAGAUAGAACUUCCAACAUUGAAGACGGAUGUUAAAAUUACAGGAGUAGAUCCUGAAAUGAAAUUUCGAGUGAAGAGUGUUGAAAAGGAUGUGUCUGCAGGAGUGGAAGUGCAAGUAGAAGACAGAGCAGAAACAAGUAAAAUAAAAGCAUACAAGUUUAAGAUUCCAAGGUUUGGAAUGUUGCAUUCUGAAAUCAAGGGGUUUGAAGAUGAUACCGAUUUGCCAAAGUCCGAAGCUGAUUCAGCACCUAAAAGUGAAAGAGGCACAGCAGAAAUGCAGUUACAAAAACCAGAAGGAUCAAUUGGCCUGAAAAGUCCAGGUCUAGAUUGUAUAGAAGCAUCUGCCAGAGUAACAGGGGAAACAGUGGACCAAACACAAGGUGUUCCAGAAGUAACUGUAAGAAUUCCCAAACUAAAAAUACCAAGAUUCACUUUUAGAACUCCCCCAAUUGAGGCUGAUGUUUUACUGUCAAAAGUAGUAACAGAUCCAAAGGGUUCUAGUACUGACAUUGAAAUAGUGCAACUGCAAGCAAGCUCUGCUAUCCCUGAAGAAACAGCAGGAGCUGUAGAGGGGGGUAUUCAAAAAGCAAAAAGCAAAAUUAUGACACUGACUGAACCUGACAUUAAAACAGCCCAAAUGACAGCUACCAUAGAGUCCUCCCUUUCAAGUGCAGGGCAAGACAUUCAUUGGUCUUACAUAGAGGGCCAAGAAGUAAGUGAAAAAGUAGAACCUGAACAUGUUGCUAUUGAGCGGUGUGAGAUUUACACUGCUGAAAUAGUGAAAGAGUCAGAGAUUCUGUCAUCAGAGGUCAAAACUGCUACUUUGGGAUUCUCGUUGCUCAAGGCCAAGUUGCCUGAAUCUCACAGUGAUUUAGAUGUGCAGGUCCAGCAGCCAUCUCCAACAGGAGAUGCAUCAGUGAGAAAACCUACAGGUGCUGGUGAAAGCUUUGGAGUAGCAGCACAGGGAAGUGGCGGUGCUGAGCUUAAACUAUCUCACAAACCACACCGUGGGUCUGAAGAAUCUAGAGGAAAAGUAAGUCUGUCAAAGUUAAAAACAUCUGCUGCUGAAGUAAAGGGUUCCAGUAAACUUGAAGAGAGUUUUCCUGAUAAAUCACCAGAGGGAAUAACUGCAGCUCCUCUCUCUGAAGAAGAAGAUGUAGUUGAAGCAGUGGAAGGUGAAGAAAAAGACAUAACCAAUGAGAAAGAAAAGACUGAUAGUAAAAGAUCUCCUGGAAGAUUUAAAUUUUGGCUUCCAAGUAUUGGCUUUUCAUCUUCUGGGGAUGAAACAAGCAUAGAUGCAAAAGCAGAAAUAAAAAAAUCAGUUCCAGAAGAUGUGAAACCUGCUGACACAUCAGAUGAUUCCUCUAAGCAGGCUGAAAAAGCUGGAUGGUUUAGAUUUCCCAAGCUUGGUUUCACAUCUCCUUCCAAAAAGGCUAAGUCUGUUGACAAAGAAGAGGGGGAUCAUAAAGAGGGGACACUCUCAGAUGAAGAUAGCCCAACAGAUAAGCCAGAUGUGUUUUUUGAUGCACAAGAAAGCUUAUCACCUAAAGAAAUAGGAGAAGGUGAAAAAGCUGAAAUUGAUGGGGCCUCAUCUAUUGUGACAUCUUCAGCAAGAACUGAACUAAUCUUGUUGGAGGAAGAAAAAGAUAGUAAAUCUAAUAUUGUUGGAGAUACAGCCAAAUGAAGGUUGUAUUUUCUCAAUCCUCAAUGAAAACAAAAUCAUCCACAGAAAAGAAUGUUUUCCUAAUUUUCUACUUACUGAAAAUUAAAAGCCAAGGUUGGUAUU